This is a messenger RNA of Adineta ricciae, 849 nucleotides long. The record is from the annotation of a GenBank genome assembly. NCBI's taxonomy places the organism in Eukaryota, Metazoa, Rotifera, Eurotatoria, Adinetida, Adinetidae.
AUGAUCAACAACGAACAGCGUUUUGCUCUGCACACCAUAUCCAAUCCGACGAAUUUAACAUUCGAUCGAUAUGCGUAUUCACGGUACAAGUACGGCGAUAGCAGUCAAGCAAAAAAGUUCGGUGAUGAACUCUUUACUGGCUUUCUUGAUAAAUAUCGCGAUUUUCUCCUUUCGUCAAAUCAACAACUUGUCGCCAUGUCAUCACCACGUGGAGUUAUUCCACCAGCUGUAUACUACAUUUUUCAAACGUUCUUUAAAAAACUUAAUCGAUUUCUCCAGUCGAAUGGACGAGAACCUGCGGUAGAACAUACGAUUCAUCGAAUUGGAACAAUCGCUGAAGAUUAUUCCAUAUUAUCCAAACGUGAACGACUUGACCGUCUCAUUGACGAGCGUUAUUCUAUAGACCGGCAUGACCUAACAAAUAAAUUUCUGUUAUUUGUCGAUGAUAUUCGUAUUACAGGUAUCCACGAAAUGAAUAUAAUUCGUUUGUUACAAACAUCAAAUAUUCAUAAUUCUCGAUUAUUUAUUUAUUAUGCGCAACUAAUUAAUGAUCAAAUACCGACAUCAUUCGAAUAUGAAUUGAAUCGCUGUGCAAUCUAUGAUCUCGAUCAAUUGUUAACAAUAAUUCACAAUCCAUUGACAACAUUCCAGAUCAAUACGCGGAUAUUGAAAGAAAUCCUCCGAUCUAGUUCUUCUGAACUGGAUCAUUUCUUACAAUCAGUUAGUACUGAUCUCAUGUCACAACUUUAUCAUGCGUGUUUUGCUUGUAAUUAUCAAACCAUUGAAAUCUUUGCUGACACUUUAGAAUAUUUACAUCGUUGUCUGAAACAACGGCAGAAUGCAAAGUAA